CUUCCUGCUUCCGUUAUCGACGCUCAAAUGUAGAGGAACGGCAGCGCCUGCGCUUUUAAUUUUGUUUUGUUUUAAUUUAUAGUUUUGUUAACCUGUUGUUAGGCGCGUUGGCGACGUCGUACGAUGAAUAUGAAUACUCCGGGCGUCAGCCUGUUUCAGGGCGGUGAGACACUAAAGGUUAAUUCGACUUUGGACCGUUUAGAAGAAGAAGAGGCGCUUCAGGACCAGAAGCGUCGCGAAGAAGAGUUGGGAAAUCUGCUGGAAAAUGCCUUCGAUGACUUAGACGAUGAUGAUAGUACAGUCGACUCGACAACCAAUUUUCAUUCGAACUUGCUGCCGGAGCAGCCGCUGCCAACAUUGCCUUCACAUCAUGUGGAACACCAAAUCCAGAACUAUGCCAGCGCCCAGCAUAAUAUUCGUCACGAAAGUGAAAUGGAAAUACAUAAGUUAAAAAUGAUGCUAGAGUCAAAAACUCAUGAGUUGAAUAACGUCAAUAAAGUGGCUUCUGAAGCUCACAAGAAAAUUGAUGAAUACCAGAAGCGUUUGACCAUUGCCCAGGCAGAGCUAGACAGAGCUCUGCGAGAGAAGCAGAACACGCAUGAACUUUUGGUAGAAGCCAAGGAACGCUGUUCUAACCAAGACAACAAUCUUGAAAAAUUGCGGGGCGAUAAGAAAUCGUUAGAGCUGGAAAACACUCGUCUAGUGGGCCAAUUGGAGACAGCCCAAAGCAUGUUGGGUGAUGUCCAGCGUAAGUACGACAUGGUAGAGCGAGAUCUACAUAAACGUGAAGAGCGUCAUGCUGACAUACGUAUUAAACAAAUGGAGGAACAACACCGUGCCAAAUUGGAACUGAUGCAACAACAGCUCUGCGGCGUUACUGAUCAGUUGGAUAAAACGAAACAGGAUUUGGAGCAAAUGCAAACGCGCUACCAAGCCCUGCAGGCCAACCACGAGACAAUGGUGUUGGAGAAGGCGGCGAGGAUCAAUGAACUUAACGGGGCACUAGAUGUCGCUCAGCGGCGAUGUAAUCAACUAUCCAGUAAGCCCAACUUUGAGGCAGAGUCUGUCCGUCAGAAACAAUGUAUAGCGGAACUGCAUUCUCAGGUGGCUACAAUGGAAAAGACAAUUGCUACUCUAAAUGAACGAGUUAAUGGCACUACGGCGGAAUUAGAUCUGAUGGAUACUCUGUUGCAGCAGCACCAUACCGAAGACAUUACAACUGGCCGACUAAGUCAGGGUCAGGAUUCUAGACUGGUGGGCAGUACUCCGCUCAACCCCACUGAUCGUAUCGGCCAUAUAAAACAGGAGCUCUAUCGGGCACUGGGAAAUCUGAAAAACAAGCGAGAGGAAGUGCGAAAACUAGAGAAACAGGUUGAAGAACGCAACCAGGAGUUGCGGCAGCAACGGGAGCAGGAGAAUCAUUCCCUCGUUCAGCUGGCCACGCUGAGAGAGGAAAAGGCGCGUCUAGAGAAUCGCCUUAAGUUGAUGCAUCAGGAAUUAUCGGAGGCACAGAACAAAUCAUUAAACAAAUCACGCCUGCAAAGCGAACUAGAGACUUUAACCAACGAGCGGGAUGCCCUUAAGCAACAAGCGCGGCAAAUUGAUGAACAACUAAAGAAUGUCGAAGUCGAUUUGGAGGAGCUAAAGCAGGAACAUGAUAGCCUUAAACGAAACUAUGAACAACUUAAUGAGGAAAAUCGACAAUUGCGAACACGAACCUCUGACAACACGCGCAUGGAGUUAGAACGACACAAGAUUCUGCUUAAAAACGCUCAAGGAGAGGUGGAACGGUUAAAGAAACUUUAUGCCGAGAUUUCCAAUGACAAGGAAUCGCUUAACUAUCAACUUCGCAAGCUUCAGGAAUCUGACAAUCUUAAGGAAAUGCAGGACUUGCGGCAACAGUUGGCCAGCCUUCAACGCGGUAUGCAGUUAGCUGAAGUCAAAUCAGAGGAACUUUCCAAGAUAUUGGAAACCGAGAGACUCUGCCAUGAACGAGAAUUACAGACUCUGCGAGAAAAAUCGGAUCGAGAGAAACGUGAGGAGGCGAAAGCAGCAGCCAAAGAAAGUUCCGACAAAUGUAGCCGAUGCAUUGAGCAUUUGGCGGAGAUUACAAAGGUCGAAAUUCAAAUGUUAAAACUGCAAAACGUUAACACGAUGCAAGCCAAGGAACUAAAAGAUCUGUCACUAGAGCUAGAGCAGUCCAAGGCAUUGCAAAGCGAACUGGAAGAAAAGAUUGAGCUGUCCAUUGAACAGGAGCGCAUCAUUAAUGAACUAAAGAUCAAAGCCAAACAGUUUGAGGAGUAUAUCAACCAACAGGCAGCUGAAACAUCGGAAAAGAAGCAAUCCAGUCCCAAAACACCAGCAUCGGGUUCCUCACCUGGAGGGGAAUUUAAAGAUGAACCCUUUAAACUUAUUUCCCCAGACCUAACUCAGGAACGCAUCAAACGCAUUGAGCAGCGUGUGCGGGACGAGAUGGCCAAGCUGUUUGCCAACGAACUGAAGCGGUUUACAUCCAGACUGCAUCAAACCGAGGAGAAAUCCCUUUGCCUGCAGCGGGAGUACAAUUUAAUCUGCGGCGAGCUACAGCAGCGGCAAACGGAAGUGGAACUGCUUAAGCAAACCAUUCUCGCCGAACGUGAAAAUAUUGAGGAAUUGCUGGAAGCCAAAGAGAGCAAACAGAAGGCAAUGCUGCAAAAGUGUCGAACUGAACUGCAAGCCAAGAAUCAACGAAUUGCCGAGCUUUUACGGGAACUGGACGAACAGCAUGCAAGUAUCGGGUCAGAGCGUCAGUCCAUGAAAACAGUGAUGGCCCAAUGGGAGGCUCAAAAGCAAUCUGUUGAUCAGGUGGAACAACAGUGGCGUGACCAGUUAAAACUAUUGCAAAGUACACAUGAGGAGGCAAUGAGGGCCGCCCAACAACGAUAUCAAAGUGCAAAACGAACGGCACAGAAUUAUAAGCUUUAUGCCGAGGACAAAGAGGCGCACAUGAAGCGCGAGUAUGAGCGCAUUAAGCACGAAUACGAAUUGUCUCUGGCCAAGAUUGAGCUCACAAUGAAUCAACGACUAGAAAGAAAGAUUCGCGAGCCACCGCAGCGCGACAAAGAGAAUCAGCCUAGUAAUAACAAUAAGAAUAGGUAGUCUACCUGUACGUUGUCAUGAGUUAAUUGUUUAUAUCGUUCAACUACUGCCAAAUUUAUUUUUAUCAUAAAUAUAUACGAAAACAUUCCCCAUAUCAAAUCAAAA
This is a messenger RNA of Drosophila willistoni, 3243 nucleotides long. It is a transcript of the gene asl, whose product is annotated as kinectin. The transcript is spliced from 3 exons. Bases 124 to 3138 code for a protein of 1004 amino acids. The record is from RefSeq and is a predicted model, not a curated record. Lineage: Eukaryota; Metazoa; Arthropoda; Insecta; Diptera; Drosophilidae.